Messenger RNA from Penicilliopsis zonata CBS 506.65, 783 nucleotides. RefSeq lists its product as hypothetical. Gene Ontology annotation, cellular component: cytoplasm. The record is from RefSeq and is a predicted model, not a curated record. The transcript has a single exon. NCBI's taxonomy places the organism in Eukaryota, Fungi, Ascomycota, Eurotiomycetes, Eurotiales, Aspergillaceae. The coding region runs from base 1 to 783 and encodes 260 amino acids. Gene Ontology annotation, molecular function: 2-oxopent-4-enoate hydratase activity.
AUGCCUUCAGUCGACUUGAACGAGGUGGCAGUUGCACUGCGCACUGCCCGGGCAGAGAAAAAGCCCAUCGAUACCCCGACCAAGACAUGGCCUAGCCUAGAUCCCGAAGACGGCUUCAAGAUCCAACAAAUCAAUUCCAACCAUGCUAUCAGUACCGGCGACCGGUUAGUCGGGUACAAACUGGGCAACAUCGCCAAGGUGAUGCAAACGGCGUUUGGCAUCGACCACCCGGACUAUGGAUUCCUGCACUCCAGCCUCUUCCUCUACGAAGGCACCUCGAUUGCUCUAGACAAGUUCAUCAAGCCCUACGUGGAGCUGGAGCCGGCGUUUGUCCUCAAGAAAGCGCUCAAGGGUCCCAACGUCACCGUGGCCGACGUCAUCAGCGCCAUCGACUAUGCCAUUCCGGCCAUUGAGAUCAUCGACUCGCGCGUCAAGGACUGGGCCAUUGACCUGCCCGACACCCUGGCCGACAAUGGCUCCACAGGCGCAGUCAUCCUCGGCGGGACGCCUCGCCACAUCACUGAUCUCAACCUGAGCAACAUGCGUGGCUUCCUGAAAUUCAAUGGCCAGGAGGUCAUGGCGGGCAACACAAAGAAUAUCCUGGGCAACCCGUUGGCUGCUGUUGCUUGGCUGGUGAACCGCCUAUCGGCGUAUGAUAUCGAGUUUCAGCCGGGCCAGCUUAUCAUGCCGGGGAGCUGCUUGGAGGCGGUUCUAAUGGACAAGCCGGGCCAUUGGUCAUGUACUUAUGAAGGAUGGGGGACCAUUGAAUUUGAGAUUGUAUAA